CCUGGUUGCAGCGCUCCCCUCGACCCAUUUGCUCCACCGUGUACGUAAAGCGGCAACGGCGGCUUUGACACAUUCCUCCUCAUCUUAAUGCCCACUAAAUCAAGACUGGAAUGCAGCCCCGACUCGCCGACAUUGAGUUUAGUAAGACUCCUCCUCCUCCACUCAUGUCCACACUGACUCACAGGUACAUGCACACGUGUAUUUGGAAGUAAGUUAGUGUAGGUACUAGAAUUUUUCUUAUGAUUUUUAUGUCUAAAAAAAAAGUUCUAGCUCUGAUUCUCCUUCCUUAUAAAAUUCCAUCAUUUGCCAAAGCUACGUGGAUUCAGUGGGUUCAUGGCAACUUUAUGUGUUGUGUUAUGUUGAGACCACUUAACCCUGAGACCAGAGCAAGCGCCAAGUCAAGACUAAGACCAAUGACAAACCCAAACAGAAUAUGAAUCCAAAGAAAGCAUUUCAGUUCUUGAUUUAUUAUGAAUUGCUACCAUUUCUUAUUCAUGAAGUGUCCAUAUGACUAAGCUUCUGUAUUCUGUUUGGUCUCAGUCUCAGCCUUGGUCUCCCCCUCUCCUUAGUCUUGGUCUCAACUCGGUCUGGGGUUAGGUGUUCUUCACUACAACACUAAACUCUGGAUUUGAAGAGGAGAAUGUGUGGAGUUUAUGUGCUCUUCGAUGAUUCGUUGUCUGUCUAUAUUUGUCAUGUGGUGGAUUGGCAGCCUGUCCAGGGUGUCCCCCAACUCUCGCCCCAUGUAGCUGGGGCAGGCACCAACCACCACUGGAUCAUGCUGGGAAAAACAAAGCGGGCUUAUUCUUUUUGAGAAAUGUUUCAGCAACUGUCUCAGUCUGCAUUUAAGCUGUUUAUGUGACGCAGCUGUUGGUUGCCUGCCAGAUCACGUAGCAGGUGGAGACUGAUGUGUGACCUGGAAAUCCAAGUUUGAAGCACCAGAAUCCGGAAUGAAGAUCUGGUGCCUUUAAUCAUCAUCCUCAUCGGCUCAGCGAUCGAUGACAGAUAUCUGGGCUCACAAAUGCUCACAUGAUCCUUCAAUCUUCUGGUCCACAAUGAUGCUAAGAGCAGACAUUCAGCCCCCACCCCCCCACAGGCAAGACACAUUCUUCAGGAACAUUCCCCAGUCCUCCUGCAGGCGAACGGGAGUCCUCACCUCACACAGAAUGCCUCUUUACAGCCGGGAUUUACUGAGCACGAGCAUCUAUAAAAGCUUUUAAUGGGGUUAAUGUUGGGGAGGACUCGGUGAGCCCAAACCCUCUCGCCAUCACUCUCUCCCGCUGCCUCCUCACCUCUUCCCCCUCUCCCACCAUGAUGACAAGACGUGUCCAAGAAUCAUGAUUCAUGAGCCACCAGCAGCAGCAGCAGCAGCAGUGCCGAAGCCUCUGGGCAGGACCCGGACAAGGUGGAGGUCAGACCACCUGGUUCGCUGACCCCAAGGCCCGUCGCGGAUUGUCACUUCUGGCUGAGAAUUUGUGUCUGCUCCAAGAGAGGGAAGUGCAGUUUCCACAGGAGCUGAUAGACAGACUGUCCCACAGUGAGAUUCACAGCAUCAGCGACCUCCAGCGGCUACUGGAGAUUGACUCCGUAGGUGCGGGAAAUGAUGUCAUCGAAGCGCCAAAGCAUCACAAACACAACCACCAUCAUAAGAACUUCUCCCACCACCCGAGCUACUACAGCGACCUGAAGAGCUCGCAGCUACACAGCCGGCGCAGGAGGAGCAUCGUGGAGGAGGCGGUCCCGGCGGUGUGUAAGACACGGACGGUGAUCUACGAGAUCCCCCGCAGCCAGGUGGAUCCCACGUCCGCCAACUUCCUGAUAUGGCCGGCCUGCGUGGAGGUGAAGCGCUGCACCGGCUGCUGCAACACCAGCAACAUGCGAUGCCAUCCGUCGCGCAAGCACCACCGCACCGUUAAGGUGGCCAAGGUGGAGUAUCUGCGGAGGAAACCCAAGCUGAAAGAGGUCUUUGUGCGGUUAGAAGACCACCUGGAAUGUGUGUGCACGUCGCAACAUCACGCGUUGGAGACCUCAGAGGCAGAGACAGUGGACGUGAGGUGAAAGCAGAACCGGAAGACUCCAGCGUGGGAGGGACCUGAGCAGAGGGAUCUUUCCUGCCUCCGAGAAAUCAGAGCGAGAACAAACAGCAUUUCUGUAAAAACUGAAACAUAGGAUGCCAAAGGUGCUUUUUUUGUUGAGAAUGAACAAACCCAGGGAGGACGGCAGCGUCUUCCCCCGACCGAACACUCUGAGGUGGAGGUCCGGCUGAACCAGAGGCCAACGGAAGACAAUAAAAGGGACGUAUGUUGAAGAUUGUGAUGGACUUUUUUGGGGGGGAGCAGUCGGACCCACCUCUCAUGGACGCUGUGUUGCCUGGACUGUGAACAAAAGUGGAUGACCUCCAGCUGGGCACCAUAAAAGUGCCCUUCCCUAGUUUUAAUAAACUCCCACAAGAAGAAUGCUGGAGAGAGUCGGGGGGAAACAACAGAUUGAAAAAGCUUGACACUCCUCACGGGACUUUGUGAAUGUUUGCUCAGAGGCACCUCGGACAGUGCUCUCCUGCUUUGUACAGUGACAUUUGACAAAGAAAAGAUGUGGCGCUACUUUUAAACUAUUUAUACUUUCUGUCUCCUUCGGUACACGCAAGCGUUCUGUGUGGUCACAGUCCUCCAUGUUUGCUAUCGGUUUGUGUGCGGAGAGGAAAUGUCGGACAGGAAGAUGCUUUAUUUUUGUUAUAAAAUAUAAUAUGCUUACUUAUAUCCAAGCAGGAAUUUCUUUUGUUGUAGGAUGUCUGUGUUUAAUCCAGUGGCCGACUCUAUCGAACACAUGAGCCGGUGCUUAUUCGGACCCAUGUACGUUGCUACUCCACGAUCAAGUCGUCGCCACUGGUGUCGCUCCAUUGUCGCUAUAGGAAAGAUGCCCACCCUUCUCCUUCACCUGCACCCACAAAGGGCAAAGUCCACUCGGCUGGUUUAGAGAGUGAAUGAGUAAGCAAAGCAAAUUGUGCAUGAAUGGGCUCCUUGUCUAGAAAUCGCAACCUUUGAAGAGACUCACCUUCUGAGGGCAUCAUGAGAGAGUCGCGCCAAAACAACAAGUGUUUCCGAUGAAUGUGUAACCAGGCCAGUCCCGAGGAGGAAGUCGUCGAAUGUGAAAGAGUGAGUCACUGUGAACCUCUGUGUUGUGGCGCUCUCGUUCUCAGUAAAGCAGGGACCACGUGCUGCUCCGCUCAAGAAUGCCAACUCAAAACACGUUUCCCCAUUGGAUUAAGACAGCAGCGGUCAUAAUUUAUAUAUUUAU
Synchiropus splendidus (mandarinfish) is the source of this 3291-nucleotide messenger RNA. RefSeq names its product platelet-derived growth factor alpha polypeptide b (gene pdgfab). Gene Ontology annotation, biological process: positive regulation of protein autophosphorylation; positive regulation of MAP kinase activity; positive regulation of cell population proliferation. The record is from RefSeq and is a predicted model, not a curated record. Lineage: Eukaryota; Metazoa; Chordata; Actinopteri; Syngnathiformes; Callionymidae. The coding region runs from base 1342 to 2055 and encodes 237 amino acids. Gene Ontology annotation, cellular component: membrane. Gene Ontology annotation, molecular function: growth factor activity; platelet-derived growth factor receptor binding. The transcript has 9 exons.